ACCACAAACAUUCUAGGAAUGCAUGUAUGAUGAUGGAGGAGCUUUGAAGUCCUUCAUCAGCUUUUAAAACUAAAAAUACACGAGUCUGAACCAGUUCAGCUGUUUUGUUCACCAGUUUAGCAGCGUCCCCUCUCUCUAUCUCUUUUUGUGUGUCUCUACCCUCCUCUUCUUCCCAGCAGCCUUCACUCUACACUCGUCUCAAGACUAUCAUCUCACAAUCUCUCUCGUCUGCUGUGUAACCGGACCCUCCACUUACCCUUCGCCCCUUCUCCUCUCUUUUAUUAGGCAGACCCUAUUAGCUACUUUCAAUCACUCACACAACAACCAGGCAGUGACUAGCUCUCUAUCCACUACACAGUACUACAGUCCUUAUAUUAUACACACUCACACACACUCAUCAACACUGAAACGAAUGACCCCUGCCUUCUCCUCUUCUUUACUUUGAAAUGACGACCAUUGAGCUGGAAUUUACUACUAACAUGAUGUCUAAUCAAGUUCUAGGAGGGGGAGGAGGUCAGGCUCCACAGGGAGUCACUGUACGAAUAAUGCAACCUGGUGUCCCUUCUGCUGGAGUGAGUGAGAGGGACAAGCCUGCUGCAAGGACACAAAAGUUAUCAGCUUUCGAGCACAACGAGGGAUUUGAGGUGUACAAGCCAAACAUGUUCACGAUAACUGCUUACUUACCCAAUGAUGGAAGGGAUGGAGAAAAGAGACUGAAGCUCCAGUGCUAUCCUGGUAUGACAGUCCAAGAGGUCAUAGACUCUCAGAUUCCGUCUGUCACACACAAGCCUUAUGUUGUUUAUCAGUUCCCAUCAAGAGCUUUACUUAAUCCAGAGAAAGAAGCAAGCAUGCUCCAGGAUCAGGAGAUAUGGAUCGAACCAGCUCACAUGUUCAUUCAAGCUGAAGACAGUGGUGGGGAUGAACGGUUAGCUAUUGUGAGGGAGCUCUUUCGUACUGAGGACGCUUACCUUGAACAUCUCAAGAAUAUAUUUGACAUCUACAUAGACCCAAUGAGCAGACAUUGGGGCGUCUCACAAUCUGAUAUGAACACUCUGUUUGUUCCUUUGAGCCGAUUGUGUGAUCUACUGAUGAACUUCUUCUCUGAGUUGGAGUUGGCAGUAAAGUCAUGGAACACUAACACUACACUCAUUGGUGGCCUCUUCACACAGUAUCCAUCAUACUGGGAGAUGUACAUUGAAUAUGCACAGAGCUACACUCUAGCAAUGAAUUUGUUGAAGCAGAUGAAGAAAGACGAGUCAUUUAGCAAGUUCUUGGACAUCAAGAGAGGAGCAGCAAUGCACACACUGGAAUCACUAAUGCUCUUACCAGUUCAGAGAGUGUCGGAUUACAAGAGAUAUUUGACUCAAUUGCUAGCAUUGACACAUCGUAAUCAUCCAGACUAUCAAAAUAUAAGAGUCACUGUCGCCAGAACUGAAGAAAUCAUACAAGCGAGGGCUGAUGAGUUACUUUACCUGCAAAACGAAUCAAAACUGGAACAAGUCCAACUCCACUUUCCAAAUGAUGAGCUGUUCCUCUUUGAAAAACUUGACAUGAUGGACGCAUCAACUCCAAAGAGAUCAAGAAGUUUGAGUCAUGCACAGCCACCAGUUAGCAAGUCCUCUUCGGCACUAACUCCUACCAGACAAAAAUCAAAUUCACAUCUUCCUGAACACACUGAUAAUCACCCAGUCUCCUCAAUACCCUCGUACAGGAAAGCUCAGAGACUCUACAUUCUAGAAGGACCAGUCAAACUCCUUGGAUUUAAUAAGCACCAGCAACAAGAUCGUUAUUUGUUCCUCUUCAGUGAUUUACUUAUCAUUGCAAAGCCUGGAAAAUCAUCAAGGACUCAGCAUCAGAGAGUAUUUAAACUCAAGAACCGGCUCCGUCUGUCUGAGGUCUGGGUAUCAGAGUCUGUACAUGAUGCAUCGUCGCAGCAUGAGUCAGCAUUCACCAUCGGCUGGCCCAUCGUUAAUUACAUUGCUCUCUUCAGUGAUCCUCAAUUGAAGGAGUUGUGGUAUACUUCACUUUUGAAGCAAGUUAACCAGCAGAGGCAGUUGUCUGUUUCUGACUCUGUCUCCAUUAGGAUACUAAACAUGAUCAGGUCUAGCAGUCAACAGCUUAGUGUUAGCGUAAGUUUUAUGCUCACCGACAUGUUUACCAUUACUAUAAAAGUACCAGUCACCAUAUGGCACUACUAUACACUAUAAAAGCAUUUUUAUUUACC
Messenger RNA from Amphimedon queenslandica, 2224 nucleotides. RefSeq lists its product as uncharacterized. NCBI's taxonomy places the organism in Eukaryota, Metazoa, Porifera, Demospongiae, Haplosclerida, Niphatidae. Bases 447 to 2207 code for a protein of 586 amino acids. The transcript is spliced from 14 exons. The record is from RefSeq and is a predicted model, not a curated record. Gene Ontology annotation, molecular function: guanyl-nucleotide exchange factor activity. Gene Ontology annotation, cellular component: cytoplasm.